AUGACAGCCACCGUGCCCAUUCCCCACUCCAGUCUGCUGGCCGGCUCGGACAGCGGCUGGGGUGUGGGAGUGGGAAGGGAGAGUGAGGUCGACGACUCAGCGCACUUUCUCCUCACUAUAAACAAUCUGACGCGCUUGAAGCUAUCACGGUGCGCUAAAAGCCGUGGCUUGGAAGGUUGCCAACUGACGGGGUAACUUGGACCUCCUCCUUGACCGGAGGCGGUCUGAGAGUCAGGCUGCAAUGGCUCCUUUUUAAUGUGGCCUUUAUGGCACUCCCAUCACAGUGUGGGAUCCGAGCCAGGCGUUGGCGGCACGCCCAGGUGCGGCUUCGGCCGUGCCAGCCUCCAAAUCUCUCUUGUGUUGGUUGAAAUCCUGGUUAUUUGUUGUGUGGACCAGGGGGUGUGGUGGAAUGCCAAGGUGAGGAUCCGUCCGAGCCGUCCACCUGCGGCCUCCCUCGUAUCCGGUCUUCUUGACUCUGUCUUGACACCGGGCUCGGGCGAGGGAGGAGGAGAGAGUGUAGGUAGAUGCUACGCAAGUCUACUGGCACUAUAAACCCCUGCGCAAGUCACCGUCCCUGUCCUCACCGCUGCUGCAGCUGUGGGGCACACGGUGGACAUCAUGGAAAUCGGUGGUCGAACUGUCGUGUGUAUACGCCGUGGAGGCAGGCAGUGCGCGUCAGGAAGUUGGGUCAUGUGAGACACUCCCACUGUCAUUUACUCGCAUGCACUCACGCACGCGUAGUUGUUUUCUGCCAGUUCAGAUCACGCGCUGCGUAUGACGGCGAAUCCAGACGUCGAACGGCAGCAGCAGCAGCAGUGAGAUGAAAAAGCGGCUACGCUGUCAUCGGAUGUAGUGGGAGUUGCGCAGGAAUGCAUGAAGUUCCUGGCUGGGGGUGAAGAUGGGAGAGUAAUAACGUGAGCUUACGUACUGCAGACAUGGAAAGUGGAUUUUGGGUAACUGAGACCUGUGAAGCACGGCUUUCGCGUAGCUUGUACAUUCACGAGAGGGGCCGACGGGGUCUGAAACUGGGCAGAUGGAUUUACUCAAAGUCCGAUUACCAAAUCUAUUUUGGUUAAAAUACGAGUCCGUCCAGAAGUGAGGCAGGGAAGUGUCGGCUGACGAUGAUGAUGAUGGCAAUGAUGGUUGUGGUGGUGAUGGUGAUGAUGAUGAUGAUGAUGAUGAUGAUGAUGAUGAUGAUGAUGAUGAUGAUGAUGAUGAUGAUGAUGAUGAUGAUGAUGAUGAUGAUGAUGAUGAUGAUGAUGAUGAUGAUGAUGAUGAUGAUGAUGAUGAUGAUGAUGAUGAUGAUGCACACAUCCAUUUGGCGGGCCACUUGGUGGUCCGGGCAUAA
This is a messenger RNA of Spirometra erinaceieuropaei, 1348 nucleotides long. The record is from the annotation of a GenBank genome assembly. Lineage: Eukaryota; Metazoa; Platyhelminthes; Cestoda; Diphyllobothriidea; Diphyllobothriidae.